Molecule: messenger RNA, 7186 nt
Organism: Amblyraja radiata (thorny skate)
Lineage: Eukaryota; Metazoa; Chordata; Chondrichthyes; Rajiformes; Rajidae
Gene: abcg4a
Product: ATP-binding cassette, sub-family G (WHITE), member 4a
Exons: 15
Coding region: 284-2278 (664 amino acids)
Biological process (GO): cholesterol homeostasis; cholesterol efflux; transmembrane transport
Cellular component (GO): plasma membrane
Molecular function (GO): ATP binding; ABC-type sterol transporter activity; ATP hydrolysis activity
Source: RefSeq, a predicted model, not a curated record
AGCUGCAGCCUGGAGCUGCGGACUGUAAACUCAGCGAGAGUCGACGCCUUCCUUCCCAGAGGAACAAUAGGAAACGGUGCACCUGUAAAGAGGCAAGUGAGAAAGCCAGUAUUCUGUAAUUCUCCCCCCAUUGAAGACACAAGCCGCAGCCUGUUCACUUGUCCGCUUGCCUCAAAACUCUGGGACGGUAACAAUAAAUAGAAUAAGGGUUGAUAAACAAACCCUCUCCAUCUCAAAACCCCCCAAGCGACUGCAACAGGAAUAGGAGACAGAUCAGACUUGCAUGUGCGCGAUGGCAUCUUCGUGUUUCAUCUCUGCAAUGUCGCCGAAUAGAAAGCGUGGAGUUAUGGCUGAAAAGCCACCUGAUGCCAGCUGUGUGUCAAUUGCUCUGGAAGACACUGUAUGCAAUGGAGGGUCCCAGGAUGCGCCUCUCCUCACCACACACCUGAAGAAGGUGGAAAACCAUAUCACAGAGGCCCAGCGGUUCUCCCACCUCCCCAAGCGCCCUGCAGUGGACAUAGAAUUCAACGACAUCUCCUACUCUAUAAGGGAGGGUCCUUGUUGGAAGAAAAGAGGGUACAAGACUCUUUUAAAAUGUCUAUCCGGAAGGUUCUGCAGUCGGGAGCUAAUUGGCAUCAUGGGUCCUUCAGGCGCUGGGAAGUCCACCUUCAUGAAUAUUUUAGCGGGGUACAGGAAAACAGGAAUGAAAGGCCAGAUCCUUGUAAAUGGGCAGCCACGGGACUUGCGAACAUUCAGAAAGAUGUCAUGCUACAUCAUGCAAGAUGACAUGCUGAUGCCACACCUCACUGUACUGGAAGCCAUGAUGGUCUCAGCCCACCUCAAGCUGAAAGAGAAAUUGGAAGUUAAGAAGGAACUGGUGAAUGAGAUUCUGACCGCACUGGGACUGCUCAAGUGCUCAAACACCCGGACUGUCUCUCUGUCUGGUGGACAACGCAAGCGGCUGGCCAUUGCACUGGAACUGGUCAACAACCCUCCUGUUAUGUUCUUCGAUGAGCCAACUAGUGGUCUGGACAGUGCCUCGUGUUUCCAAGUGGUGUCACUGAUGCGGUCACUGGCACAGGGCGGGAGAACCAUCAUCUGCACCAUCCAUCAGCCCAGUGCCAAGCUCUUUGAGAUGUUUGACAAGCUCUUCAUCGUGAGCCAAGGGCAGUGCAUCUACAAAGGGAUUGUUCCCAACCUCAUCCCCUUCCUUAAAGGACUGGGCCUGCAUUGUCCGACUUAUCACAACCCUGCAGACUUCAUCAUUGAGGUGGCUUCAGGUGAAUAUGGGGAUUUGAACCCCCUGCUCUUCAAAGCCGUCCAGGAUGGAAUGUGCACCAUGGCGGAAAAGAAGAAUUCGACUAAUGGCGGUGAUUCAACGGGCUGGAAGAGCAAUAGCCUCACGGACUCCGGCCCAAUCGAGAGCCGCACUUUUGCCAUCAGCUCCUUCGCCCAGUUUUGUGUCCUCUUCCGGAGAACCUUUGUUUCCAUAUUGAGGGACUCAGUUCUGACCCAUAUGCGGUUCAUCUCCCACAUCUGCAUUGGAGUCCUGAUUGGUCUGCUGUACCUCAACAUCGGCAAUGAGGCAGAGAAAGUGUUUAACAAUACGGGAUGCCUCUUCUUCUCCAUGCUCUUCCUGAUGUUUGCUGCCCUGAUGCCAACUGUACUGACCUUUCCUCUUGAGAUGUCUGUUUUCUUGAGGGAGCAUCUCAACUACUGGUACAGUCUAAAGGCCUACUACCUGGCAAAAACCAUGGCAGAUGUCCCUUUCCAAGUGAUCUGCCCGAUCGUAUACUGCAGCAUCGUGUACUGGAUGACGGCUCAACCACCCGAGGUGUCGCGGUUCCUCUUGUUUGCUUCACUUGCCACGGCCACGGCGUUGGUGGCCCAGUCGCUCGGACUCCUGAUCGGCGCUGCGUCCACAUCUUUACAGGUUGCCACGUUUGUGGGCCCUGUCACGGCCAUCCCAGUGCUUCUGUUCUCUGGAUUCUUUGUUAGCUUUGACACCAUCCCCACAUACCUGCAGUGGAGUUCCUACGUAUCUUAUGUCAGAUACGGCUUUGAGGGUGUCAUCUUGUCAAUAUAUGGACUGGACAGAAAAAACCUGACCUGCAAUACUGAGUUCUGUCCUUAUAAGGAACCAAAGAAAAUUCUGCAAGAGUUAGAUGUGCAAGACGCCAAGCUUUACAUGGACUUCAUAGUCCUGGGUAUAUUUUUUGUUGUUUUGCGUUUGAUGGCCUACCUUGUCCUGCGUUACAAAGUCAAAUCUGAAAGAUAGAAAGGGAAUCGCAAAUAAAUGGAUAUUUUGCGGCAUCCAGUCUGUGAACUGGACCUAUUCUCAUGUGGCUCAGAAUGGCUGAAGUCUACAUCACGGCUGCGUAGCCUGAACAGUAAUCUUUAAAAACAAAAAUCAUCAAACAUCAAGAUGGCUUCUGACGGGCCAUUUGGUUGUCAGAUUUUUAUUUUUGCCUGUCUAGUUUUGCUAUUGGAUUUUGAUUAAUUCUCACCCCACGUGUAAGAUGGUUUGUCAAGGAAAACAACUUGUUUAAAGAAGCAACUCAGCUUUGGCCUCCUGCACAAUGACAAUGUCAGAUUUGUGCACCAACAAACUGUUGAAAAAGCCCCGCUUGUGAACCGUGAGGUAGAUCUUAUUUUAAAAGAUACAAAGCAGAAAUUUGAUUUUAGAACCAGACUGUUAAUAAGCACAGUUUUUGUAGAAUAAUGUACGCUUUAAUCUGUCACCUUGAGCAUGUCCACUAGUAGCACGUUUUGUUAAAUUAUAAUAACUGUAAGUUUAAAUACGGAAGCAAGGCAUUAUAAACUAGGCUUUAAAUAUUAUAAUUACAGGCAUUGUGGAAAGUCUCUGUAACUUUUUUGACAGUUCAAAAAUAUAUUUAAAAAGAUACAAUCUUGAAAGUAUAAAACAUUUAAAAAAAAUGUAGUGUUAAUAAUUUUUACUGAAUUUUGUAUUGGUGUUAUGGUUUUUAUUUUUAUUUUUGGUAUCUAGAGAUUUACUUCCUCAGUUAUUAUAUGUCUUUCUUCUCCCCCACACCACAGCAUCUUAACAGAAUAUUUUUUUUUUUAGGAAUGUUUUAACUGAGAGAAACUCCCAUGUUGUGUAGCUGUGCUGCACUGCAUCCAGAUGUUCAAAUGAAUUGCAGUGCUUAUCAUUUUGAAUUGCUUCAUUUGUCUCCUAUGUUUAAAGCUACCAUAGCCCCAGAGUGAUAGGGGACACUAAUCAUCUCAUUGUGACAUAUGGGCCCAGAAAGCUUACAGUUCGAUCAACUUCCAGUAAUUAUAAUGUGACAUCUCCAUGAAGCAUGAAAAAACUCCGGGCAAUGUCCUUACACUGUACUAUAGACAAUAACAUUGCAAAGCUAUUAUCCUGGUAUUGCAGUAUUUUAUGGUCGAGGUGUUCCUGGCCUUUUGGUACUUUGAAAUCUGUGUGGCUGACUAUGGUGUGGGAGAGUGUACAGUUUUAUAAAUUUAAUUUCAAUACACUUGAGUUUGACUCUUAAAAAAAGAGCAGUAUCCCUAUUGCAGGCUUGCACAGUUCACAAUGGUCAACAUUAUGAUUAGGAUUUAUUCAUCUUUGUCUUUUUCCAUUGAACAAAAAUCUUUAACAGCAGUUACUAAUCUCUAUUUUUCUCUCCGGCAAUUGGUACACUUGGUGUAAUUUAUUUGGUUGUAAAACCCUGAAGUCUGCUCAUCGGAGCAUUGAGAAUAAAAGUAAAAAGCAAGACCGUUGAAAAUAUGGUGACACUUUGACAGUGACCCUUUCACUCCUGUUUCCCAGCUCCUGUGUUUUUAUAGACCACACAAAGCCCGCUCCUUCGAGGAGGCUGCAUAACAUGGGGGAAAAACUAUUAGCUGGCAAUCAAUGCAUUGAGUCCGGAUCUGAUCACCACAUGAGGAAGGUCUUGAGUGCAGAGCAGAUUGGCCAGAAUGUCUUCAGGGAUGGGAGAUUUCAACUACAAGGUGAAAGUUAGGUAGUUGGUGCUAAUCUCCAUGGAGCAAAUAGAAGGCAGUGAGAUGUGAUGGAUGUGCUGGAUCUUGGAGGAUUUAAGUGGGACUACAGAGAGAAGCUGAACUCAUUAGGGGAUGAUUGAAGGACUUGAGGGGCAAAGUGCGGAAAAAGUGCACGGAGUGUAAUAGAACUGGACCAUUCCCCAUGCCUGGUGGAAUUACACUCUCAGGGCUUUCAAAGGGAAGCUUGUUAGGUGUUUAAGGGAGAAUAAUUUGAAGAACAAUGAGGAGGGAACAAGAGAAUAGGGUUGAAUGGAUUGUUCUACAGUGAUUAGAGUUGGCUUCCUGGAUGAAUAGCUUCCUCCUGUGCAGUAAUGUCUCUAAUUCUAUUCUAUAAUUCAGAUGCUUUGUUAUCAACAGAUGUAAAUCUACCCAAAGGUAUAUAUUUAAGUUGUACAACUUUAACCUGUUCUCUUCUUUGUGAAUCUCGAAUGGCUCCAGUAGCUCAGGGAACUAUUGCACUCUACACAGUAUUCAGUAAUCUUGAUUGGUACAUGCAAUGCUCUGUGCCAACCUGCCCUAUGUUUGGACACAAUACUGCACCCACCCUUCAGACACCUUUCCUUCAUCACCAUGCGUGGCUGGUACCAAUGCCUCACAUGCCCUAUUCCUCUGAAGUUAAAUCUUGUGCACUACAACAUUCGAAGUCGGCAGGCAAGGACACAAAGAAAGGUUGGAAUUCAUGGCACUACAGAAGUCAUACUCAAAGUUUAAUAAAGAUAGAAUUAAUAUUAGAGGAAAAUAAAAUACACAAAGCGCUGGAGUAAUUCAACGGGUCAGGCGCCAUCUCUGGAGAACAUGGAUAGGUUACGUUUCAGGUCGGGAAGGAUCUUGGUGGAAAGACAAAGGGCCUGCGUUUGACCUUCGAGUUUGACUUUAGUUGAUUGCCACGUGUACUGCGAUACAGUGAUAAGCUUUUGUUGCGUGUUAACCAGUCAGCAGAGGGACAAUGCAUGAUUACAAUUGAGCCAUCAUGUACAGGUACAUGAUAAAAGGAAUAUCGUGAAUAACAUUUAAUGCAAGACAAAGUCUAAUCAAAGAUAGUCCUUCAUUCAUUCCUGCAACAUUUCAACCCAUUUGAUCCUCUCCAUUAAAGUAUUACUUUAUAAUUUUAUUACAUUUUGAAGAAUGUAUUUCAGAAACGUUAAUGCAAAAAUUGAUCAUUUAAGUGUUCUUUGUGGAUUCGAAACAUUUCUAGUGCAAGCCGGGCGAGAGGGAAGCUACCUCUUUUGUAUUUGCCGAAUCAAUGCAAUUGUAAAAUUUAACUGCCAUAUAUACGUGUAAAUAGAGCUAAACUGUCUGCAAGGAUGUCAAAGAAUUCAGCACGUUGACAAGACCCAUUUAUGCUGUACAAUCCACUCGGAAAUUAACGCUGUGGACUUUUGGCAUUGAGCUGUUCGAGCACCAUUUGAAGUAGCUUUUGCAAUCAUGACAGAUGGAAGCUGGCCAUCACCAACACCUUUCACUGAGAGACGCAAAGACAAAGGAAAUGACAAUUAGCAAGAAUCAAACAUCUCUACAAAAAAUGCAUGGUGACUUUCAUCCGAAGCCACUUAAUCCAAAUGGAAAUGGGAAAGCAAGACAAAAUUUCCGGUGCUCUUUUAUUAAAGAAUGUAACGUGACAAUGUUAUAGUCAAAAAGAUAGACACAAAAAACUGGAGUAACUCAGCGGGUCAGGCAGUAUCUCUGGAGAAAAGGAAUAGGUGACGUUUUGGGUCGAGACCCUUCUUCAGACAGGCGGACUGUAGAAUUCUUCUAUCAAUCAAGUGACUGAGGACGAUUUUCUGUGCAGAAUGUGUAUGUACCUAUCUUCCACUCGCUAUCUUUCUGGGAAUAUUACCCAGCCUUUAUUGGGGGAUCUGUUUCCUCUCAUCUUUAAAGAGACUUUACUAAGUGAAUUGACAUUGUUUGCUGAUCAAGAGACCUAGAGCCAAGAAGCUCGGUCCUGCCGCCAACUCCUCAGUUGAAGCUUGGCUAGCAGUGAAGGCUCUUCAUUAAAAGUGCUUAGAUCAAAUUUGCAGGUAAGUUAAGUGUUUGAUUGAACAGCUUAGCAACUAAUAGAUGAUUGUAUGUGCAAGUCUGUCCGAGCAAAGCUGGUUAACAAGUUUAGUGGAUCUUUGAGUAAAAAGGGAAGAAUCCAACUCGAAACAUUAACUUCUCUUCCUAGUUAAAAUGUAAAACAAUAUUUUUGAUUAAAGAUUUAGGAUUUAGUUUAAAAUUUCAUGAUUAGUGUGUCAAGGGUUAUGGGGAGAAGGCAGGACAAUGGGGUUGAGAGGGAACGAUAGAUCAGCCGUGAUUGAAUGACGGAGUAGACUUGAUGGGCCGAAUGGUCUCAUUCUGCUCCUAGAACGAAAUCUCGUGAACUUUAAACUUUCUGUUUCUGAGAUGAAAUGCUGAAGAGGUUCAUUAGCGUUAGCACUGGUUUUGUUUUGUUCUGCUCUCACUGGCUAAGGGCACCUGCCCACAUCUAGUGAUCUGCAGGUAGGAUUUACCCAGGUUUGACCCUUGGUGUGAGUGCAAUAAUUUGCUAAGAUUUGAGAAACUGGAGUACGGGUGUUGAUUUCAGCAGCACCUUUAAGGGUUGGCAGAAAAAGGGGAAAUAAAAAAAAACAACAACCUGUGACCCUGUCCCCAAUCAAUGUUCAAUAGCACAGGCUAGAAAACCCCUGUGAUUUGGUAUCCAAAAGAAAUUGACCUUGAAAGUGGGACAAACCACAGUUAAAUAAUCCGCUGAAGAUCAAUGGAUGCUCAGGUUGGCUGGUGGUGGGAUGGUGGGAUUUCUGGAAUAUUUAUCAGAGAAGGCAGUGUCUUUAAAAGAGAGAAAUGAAGGUGGUGGGAGGAUUUGAGCCAAAUGCGAACGCAUUUAAAAUGCUUUAAAGAAUGCUUUACUUUAGUGAAUGAACCAAAUAUUUUUCCUUCCCAUGGCUUAUUCUGUUUCUAUUGCACGUGCAAAAGACUUGACUGGCAGGCUGAUUUUUGAACAGAACUAAAGUCAACACACGGGUCAUAUAUUAAUAAUGUUUAUGCAAAUCAAAGAUGUAAUGUCCAAAGUUGUGAAUGAAUAUUUACACCAGUGACGGUUUGUUGGAAUAUAUGUUACUUUCUGUAAGAAAUAUCUGUUAACAUAUUACAGGUACUAAUAAAAUGACUAUUUAUACUC